Messenger RNA from Thrips palmi, 2005 nucleotides. RefSeq lists its product as uncharacterized. The record is from RefSeq and is a predicted model, not a curated record. The transcript is spliced from 4 exons. NCBI's taxonomy places the organism in Eukaryota, Metazoa, Arthropoda, Insecta, Thysanoptera, Thripidae. The coding region runs from base 150 to 1958 and encodes 602 amino acids.
AACAGGAGGACGUAAACAAGCCAAGAAAUGAAGCAGAAGCAGAAGUUCAAGAAAUUUUGAUAGUUUUGCAGACCUCUGUCUAGCUUGAGAUCUUUCUUAAAAGUAAAAAGAAAUAUCUAUUUUAUUCGGUUGAAGUGUUAUUUGCUGUCAUGAAAUCCAAACUUGACUGUGUGCAUUGUGAUAAAACGUUUUCUACCUCCUCAAACUUACUGAGACACCACAGAAAAGUUCACAAACUAGAAUCUGACACAUCUAAGAAAAUUUGUCAAUGUGAUCUAUGUGGGAGAAGAUUCUCAAGUGUACCCUGUUUAAGACGGCACCAAAGAGAUAAACAUGCAAUCAUCAAUCUAGUGAAAUGUGACAAGUGUAAAAGUAGUUUCCGAUCCACUACAAAAUAUGAUGCACAUUUGCAGUCAUGCCAUUUGGUGAAAGCAGUGAAAAAUACACUUAUCGAAGCCCACCCCACACACUCUGCGGAAAGCACGAAGGAAUCUUCCGAGAAUUCCUUAGGAAAACAAGAUGGCCUAGUAGUAGAUUGUGAUGUGAAGAAACAGGAAGGAAGUUUGGAAAUUUCUGAAAAUCAGCAACCUUCUGUAUCUACAAACCACAGGGAUGCAAUUGCAUGUAAAAAGUGUUUGCUGACUUUCAAAAGAAAGUCAUAUUUAUUUGCUCAUGUCAUCAAAUGCAAGGGGCCAAAAAAAUUAAAAACAUGUCCCAUAUCUGAUGGCUGCCAUUUCAAAUACAGACUGAACAGUACCCUUAGAACACAUUUGAAGAGUGUUCAUGACUGUGAUUUUGAGCCGGAGAUGCAGUGCAAGAAAUGUUUGCUCACUUUCGUGCGGCCAAGUACUCUAAGUGAACACGUUAAAAUGUGCAAAGGGCCACCUAGUAAAAAGUUGUUGACAUGUCCUGUUUCUACUGAUUGCCAUUUCAGAGCUCGAUUUAAACAUACAAUUACGUUACAUUUGAAAAAAAUGCACAAUUUUGACAUUGAUCCGCCACGUGAGAUGAAAUUUAGAAACUGGGAUGAAUUCAUGGCAUGGAAGAAGAAAGAAGAAGAAUCAUCUGGGUUUUGUUUUACCAGCCAAUCAGGCAUGAAGAAUGGUAAGAGCUUCUUCUAUUGUCAAAAGGAUGGUACUGACAAACCUCAUACAAGCAUGCCCCGCAAAACAAAGAGAACUUUAAAGAAAGGACGGGUAAAAACUGGUGCUUUCUGUAGUGCUUACAUCCGGUUCACUAUUAAUAGUGAUGAUACAGUUUCUGUGAGAUACAUUCCUACACAUUCUCAUCUAGUGGAAAACAUUGCGGAUGAAGUCAGCUCUACAAACAAUGAUCAGGACACUAUGGAAGCCAUAUGUGACACAGAACUGGAACCGGGAGUUGAUGUUGAAGGUGCAGAAAUUUUUUUACCAAAUGUGAACUGUGAAAUGGGUGCUGAUGAAGCUGUUCCUGAGGUCAGUGCAGAUAUAACGAUUGCCUCAAUUACAGCUACCGAAGCUAAUAAAAGUUUCGGAUUCAAGGUCCAUGAAGAUGAAAUGGUUACUGUUCUUUAUCUGACCUCAGAGUCUGAGGAGUUACCUGAAGGCAUCUUUGAAUAUGUAAAUUCCACCACGUCCGAUGGCAUUCAUGACACAGCUGUAAUUGAAAUUGACUCUGCAGACACUCUUUGCUCAGAAAUGUUUGUUAUGGAUGAUACAACUUCAAACAAGAGUAACUGUGCUGACGAGUCAACUGUAGCUGCUGUAAUAGAAAUAAGUAAUUCCCAACCUGCCAAUUCUGAGGUGGCUCCCACCCCUGAUAAAACAAUUUGGAGAGAAAAAAUUAAGUCAGCAACAGAGGACAUAUUAACUUUGUUAGAAAAUGACGCUGUGGAAGAGAGGGUAUUGUCUUCCGUUCUGCAGUCUUUACAAACGUGUAGAAACCAAAUAAAAGGUGAAAUAAAUUCUUCAACACCCUAACAAAAAAUUGUAAUCAAAAUAUACAAAAUAAAUAUUUUUUUAUUGAA